GCGCGCGGUGGUUACCGAGCCGUAGAGGUCUCAGCCGGGAGGAGGCUGCGGUGUGGAGAGACACUCAGGACUGCAGGGCUCCUGGAAGCCGCGGACGUGGUUUGCCGGUGUUGGGUUUUGCCGAGAUGACAAACAGGCUCCUCAGUAAAGACUUGACUGAAUGUUGAGGGCAGAGGGGAAACGGGUCGGCCACCCAUUGUCUAGUGUCAACCAACCUGCACCUACUGGGGACCGAGAGGAGGUUGGCGGUAAAAUGGGAAAUUCACGUUGUACAGAAACAGAGGUUAUCGAGUCCUUGGGAAUUAUUAUCUAUAAAGCACUGGACUAUGGAUUGAAGGAGAAUGAGGAACGGGAGCUAAGCCCUCCCCUGGAGCAGCUCAUCGACCGGAUGGCCAACACAGUGGAGGCCGAUGGCAGCAAGGACGAGGGCUACGAGGCUGCAGACGAGGGCCUGGAGGAGGAGGAAGAUGAGAAGAGGGCCGUCUCUGCCGUGCGCUCCUACCGAGACGUCAUGAAGCUGUGUGCUGCUCAUCUCCCAGCUGAGUCAGAGGCACCAAAUCAUUAUCAGGCAGUGUGUCGCGCACUGUUCGCAGAAACCAUGGAGCUCCACACGUUCCUGACUAAAAUCAAGAGUGCAAAGGAGAAUCUUAAGAAGAUUCAAGAAAUGGAGAAGAGUGACGACUCCAGCACAGACCUAGAUGAGCUGAAAAACGCUGACUGGGCCCGAUUCUGGGUCCAGGUGAUGAGGGAUUUGCGAAAUGGGGUAAAACUUAAGAAGGUCCAGGAGCGGCAGUACAACCCACUGCCCAUCGAGUACCAGCUGACCCCCUAUGAGAUGCUGAUGGAUGACAUCCGGUGCAGAAGGUACACCCUGCGGAAAGUGAUGGUGAAUGGCGACAUUCCUCCUCGGUUAAAGAAGAGCGCUCAUGAGAUCAUCCUGGACUUCAUCAGGUCAAGACCUCCUUUAAACCCCGCUUCAGCCAGAAAACUGAAACCAACCCCACCACGGCCUCGGAGCCUGCAUGAAAGAAUAUUAGAAGAAAUUAAAGCAGAAAGAAAGCUGCGGCCUGUGUCCCCAGAGGAGAUUAGACGGAGCCGAUUGGCAAUGCGGCCACUUAGCAUGUCUCACAGUUUUGACUUGUCAGAUGUGACUACCCCAGAAUCUCCAAAGAAUGUUGGGGAGCCAUCUAUGCUGAAUGGAAGCCUGACAUCGCAGACAGAAAUUGGGGGGACCCGUGCUGCCCAGCAAGCACCUGCACAGCGCAAGAAGCUCCUCAAGGCCCCCACGCUGGCCGAGCUGGACAGCUCUGACUCCGAGGAGGAGACUCUGCCCAGGUCGUCCAGCGGCAGCAGUGCAUCUCCCUCCUUCCUCGAGGACCCAGCGCUGGAGGCCACGUGCGUGAGGAAGAAGCCCCCAGAGUUCCUGCCCAUGUCGUCCACCCCACAGCCCGAGCGGCGGCAGCCGCCCCAGCGCCGGCACUCCAUCGAGAAGGAGACGCCCACCAAUGUGAGGCAGUUCCUGCCCCCAACCCGGCAGAGCUCCCGCUCCCUGGUUCCUGGGAUGAGCAGCGCGUGGCCCCGGACACCUUUCCGGCCGCUUUUCUCUACCCUACACACAGCUUCUCUUCUCAGCUCCCAUCCUCUUGAAGCGGCUGUGUUUGGGGUGGCAGGGGCUGUGUACUAUCUGUGUGAGAGAGCUUUUACCAGCAGGUGGACCUCCUCCAAGGAGGAGUUCUGCUUCCCCGUGGAAUGCCUCGCCCUGACGGUGGAGGAGGUGAUGCACAUCCGCCAGGUGCUGGUGAAGGCAGAGCUGGAGAAGUACCAGCAGUACAAGGACAUCUACACUGCCCUGAAGAAAGGAAAGCUCUGCUUCUGUUGCCGAACCCGGAGGUUUUCCUUCUUCACCUGGUCUUACACCUGCCAGUUCUGUAAGAGGCCCGUGUGCUCACAGUGCUGCAAAAAGAUGCGGCUGCCCUCCAAGCCAUACUCCACUCUACCCAUCUUCUCUCUGGGACCUUCCACCUUACAAAGAGGGGACAGUACUACCAGGUCAGAAAAGCCCCCGGCAAGCCACCAGCGGCCACUGCGCAGCAUCGCCAGGUUCUCCUCAAAGUCUAAGUCUGUGGACAGGUCGGAUGAAGAGCCGCACUUUCCCAAGGAGCUCAUGGAGGACUGGAGCACCAUGGAGGUGUGUGUGGACUGCAAGAAGUUCAUCUCGGAAAUCAUCAGCUCCAGCCGGCGCAGCCUGGUGCUGGCCAACAAAAGAGCCCGGUUAAAAAGGAAAACACAAUCCUUCUAUGUGUCCUCUCCUGGCCCCUCGGAGUACUGUCCUUCAGAGAGGACUAUCAGUGAGAUCUGAGCCGUGCCUUCCACUGGCUUCAGUGUGCAGAGUUGGGGCAGCCAUGUCCGAGGAUGCUGACCGGGCCGCUCCUUUCCAUGGUUUGACUAAACAGGCUUAAGUUUGCAGUGGACCAGACUCCUGCUGCAUCACCUUGUCCCACAGGCUCUACGCUGAGUUCCCUCGACUGGUAAUAGGAAAGGCCAGCCACCUGCUCAUUGGCCCUGAGAGAACAGUAUUCUGGAAUUUGCUUUGUGUGUGUGGAUGUGGUGGCCGGAACCUUGCUGAGUCCAGUUCCUUGCCGCCCCUCCAGUGAUCCUGGUGAGGCAGAAGCUGCUCCGCAAGUAGUCAGUCCAACAGAGAUGGCAGCAGGGCUGUGCGCAGGAAGGCACGUUGGCAGUUCCACCUGACAGUGUGCCUGUCCAGGGUGCCUGGUGAUGGCGGGCCAGGCUGUCCAUCGUCUCAGCACAACACCUGAGGGACUUGCUGAUGCCGUCCAGCUGACUGAAAUCGUCAUUGUUCCAAGGUUCAGGUUUGUGCCGGCACUGUAGUGCAGAGCAUCUGAGGGAGCGGGGCCUCGAGGUGGCCACGUUGUCCUGGCGCCUGCAUCGGUGUUGCUGAGCCUGUGACAGGCCUCCUUCCCCAUCACGAGGGUAUUUCAGUUACUGGGUGUCGUCAUGAGGAUCUGAGAAUGACAGUUCUGUGGGAGUUUCAGGACAGAGGAAGGCUAAACUGUUCUCAAGCAGCUGAGGGUAUUUGGUCAGCCCUGGAGUGGCUGUGACCACAGAGGGUGCCAGGAGGAGGAGCUGGGGCUCAGCAUUUUCAGCUGCGUUUUUCAUGACUUUAUAGUGCAGCCAUCACAACUAAAUUAAGCUACAAUUUGGUACCUAAGGUCUCAAACUGAAAUUUAUUUUUAUAAAUGAAUUUUGAAAGAAAAAUGUCUAGCUCUUUUAAAAUUAUAUGAAAAUUAACCUGCUGACAGGCAAGAUUUUUGGAUGCUUUUUGCACUGAUUUCCUGGUAGAUAACUUGAGUGCAGGCUGGGGUUUGGAUGAAGGAGGCCUGGAGGGUGGUUUCCCAGUUCCAGGGCCCUCUGUGGGCCAGCCUUUAUGAUUUUGGUAUGCUUAGAAGUGACCAGCCAACCAAAUCAGCAUUAACGUUCAGAAAGUCACUUAAUGCACGUGCACAGUAAUUUCCUGAAAGCUGUAGAUCGCGUCUGUGGUCACACCCCAGCAGCCUAGGGAGCUGCGGGCACGGCAGUCACAUUUCAAGCCACAUUUCCAUAUUAAGUUAACAGUAAUACCUCAGAACUGCUCUGGUAGUAGUUUUUAAAGGAUUGAAAUUUACAAUUUAGUAAAUGGCUUUAAAUUACUGAUACUUAUGAAAUAAACUUUAACAGUUGACUAAAUAAUACAUGUUAACAGUUGGUCUGUGCUGCUUGUGAAAGCGGGUCCCCAGAACAUGCUGCUGGCUGCUUCAGCCAUGUUCAAGUCUUUUUUUAAAGAGCUUUAGAAAUCACGCCAGGGAAGCUUGCUUAUGCAAUUUUCCAAGAGACUCUGAACUUCACAUUCCAGACAGUUAGGUGGGGCCACCUGCUUUGGUGGCCCUGGGUGUGAGCUUCUGAAGCAGCUACCAGGCAGGUCCCAAGGAGAGCAAGGGACGGAGAUGGAGUUCACACAGUGUGCACUCGCAUGCAGGGCAGUAACUAGUUACUGUGUGUGCAACACAAGAAACAAAGCCCAGGACGAGGAUUUUACUCCUGUUCACAAAGCAGUGACCUGGUUAAACCCCUUGUCCCUUCACUUACUCAUAUGGGAUGACCGGGCAUCACGGUCACCCCUUAGCAGGCUGUGAGGGUGUAGAUUCUUCAGCAGCAGGGAUGGGUUUGGCCAAGUGCACAGAGGUCAGAUGGAUGGCAUGUGGUUGAAACCACCAAAACCAGUAGGCAUCACCUGGGCUGCCAAGAAGGAUUCUGAAUUAGCCCUGGGAUGUGUGCCGCCCCCUGCAGGCUGCAGGAGGUAUCUUCCUCAGGCUGACUCUUACCCCUAGGCUCCUGGCAUGCCCUCCCUCUGCACCUUCCUCUGUCCUGACUGCCCACUGGGCCCCUCUGACUUCUACACCAACAAGAAGCAUGCUGGCCUCAGUGUCAUCCAGCGCGUUUUGAACACUGUGCACAUCUGAACGGUCACCCUCGUCUCAUCCUCCUCUCAUCCCUGAGUGCUGCUUCCUUUUGUCCCAUUUGCCAUGAGGUCACGUUGUCAGGAAAUCUUCCCUCCUGUGGCUUGACUUUCCAGUCAGUGUCAGAGUAUGUGAGAAUGCUUGUAAAUACUGUAGUGUAUUUAUUAAUAUUUAAGUCAUUCAUCCAGUGGACAGUGGGAAUUAACUCUCCCCAGCCAGUAAAAAUUAAGUCAGGUAAAUGACAUACAUGUACAUUGACCUAACGAUCUCACUAGAUUUCAAGUCACGUCUUUCAAAUUAAACCAGAGGUUGUUAUGUAAACGAGUCUUAAAAAUAAUCUUAUGUUAAAGAGAUUAUGUGAUUAAUACAUGAACUCAUACCAUGAAAUUUUUAAGGCUUUUAUUUUUCUAACUCUAUUAAUAAAUAUAGGACUGGAUUUUAGGUGUCAUACAGGAACUGUGAGAAUUUUAAAUCAUGUUGCUGUUUGCUAAAGCAAAACGGGAGGUUCUAUACAUGCAAAACUACUGAAGGACCAUGAAGAAGUGUAUGCUGCUAGCUGGGCCUUGACCCGGCUGCCACGUGUGUAGAAGCCGAGGUGCUGCGGCAUUCAGGAUGACAUGAUGGGUACUCAGUGUUUUCCAUUAAAGUAUUUUAAAAUUUGUGUAGGAAAAAAUAAAAUGGCUUUGGUCAUA
Molecule: messenger RNA, 5206 nt
Organism: Ictidomys tridecemlineatus (thirteen-lined ground squirrel)
Lineage: Eukaryota; Metazoa; Chordata; Mammalia; Rodentia; Sciuridae
Gene: Spire1
Product: spire type actin nucleation factor 1
Biological process (GO): polar body extrusion after meiotic divisions; Golgi vesicle transport; cleavage furrow formation
Cellular component (GO): cytoplasmic vesicle membrane; cell cortex
Molecular function (GO): microtubule binding; actin binding
Source: RefSeq, a predicted model, not a curated record